AUGGAUCUCCUUGGUAAACAGGAUCAGCUCAACAACGCUGAAAUCCCCAGGGAAAGGAAUGGAAUCUCCCUAGAUCCCUUGACCAAAAAAUCUAAGAGGACGCACAGAAAGAAGUCGCAAGUUCCAGGGUUGAUUGACAGCUAUGAAGGAAUGCAGCGUCCUGGCCUGUUGGCAUCCAAGGCAGACAAGAGGAACGGGAAGCACGAGUCCAAGAAGUCCAAGCUAUCGAAGCUGAGCGAGACGCAGCAGGAGGCUCUUCGUCGCUUCCUCUCUCUCGUGCAUGCUCGCAUGAGGCUCAAGAAUCUGUUCAAGGCUGUUGAUUCCAUCAGGUGGGCUCCACGCGUGAAGCCCUCGGAGGAGGAGGUGCAGGAGUUUGUCAAGCAAACGGCCGGGAGGUCAGGGACGUAUGUCAAGGAUACGUUCAAGGUAGCGAGCGUGGACAAAAUUCCGGCCAGCAGCUGCAUCGGAUCUUUUCAGUGGACCAAGAUUGACACUUCGGAUCCUGCCAAGUACAUGGUUGUCAACAUGAACAGCGAGACUGGCAAGAGCUACAACACGAUCUUGAUCCGGUUCUUCAUGGAACAUGUAUGGGGGAUCCGGAAGCCGGAUGUAGUCAUCUCAGUGACAGGAGGGGCUAUGCAGUUCGACCUCAGCACCGACGAGAAGGAUAAGAUCAUGAGGGGCAUGAUGGAGGGAACCAAGUCCCUCAACCCUCUCUUCGUGACUGGGGGGACGAACGCUGGGAUUAUGAAGUAUGUGGGGGAAGCAAGGGCCAAGUACAACCCUCACGCUCCUUUGCUCGGGAUCGCUACCUUCGGAUCCAUCCUUGGCAGCGAGUACAUGCUGGGCGGGGAUAGGGAUGCGAACGGCGCGCUGAAGACAUCGUAUGAAGAGAUCUCGCGCAAGAGCGAGAAGGAAAGGAAGAAAGUUUCGGCCAUGGGAGUGGGGCUGGAUGUCAACCACACGCACUUCAUCUUUGCCGACGACGGCUCGUUUGCUAAGUUCGGCAGGGAGACCCAGCUGAGGGCUGACAUCGAGUCCUGCAUCUCAGUCAACCUGGAAGGAUGCCCGCGGGGUUUCAAGCAGCACUAUGCUCGUGAGAACGAGAUGGAUAGAGUCAUCUUCAAGACGCUGCUGAAGUUGAGGAUGGGCUGGGAAGGUCAAAACAUCUCGGAGAACAAGGUCAAACCCAAGGAUAAUGCAGGGCCGAUCCCUAUCGUCUCAGUUUGCGUGCAAGGAGGAAUGGGAACAGUCAACACAGUGCUCGAUGCUGUGAACAACGGAACGGCCUCCAUCCUAGUGCGAGGGAGCGGGAAGGCGGCCGACCUGCUGGCCGACGCUGUGCUGAUCCGGUUCGCCAAGGGGCACAAGCACUGCAUCCCUCCCGGAAAGCUGGAGCAGAACCAGCGCUCUUUCCUCCGCUUCCUCACGGACCACUUCGGGCUGGACGAGGACAAGGACUUGAUCAGCAACGAGGACAGCGACGAGUACAAGUGCUACAACUUCACGAGGAUCAUGGAGAUGAUGGCUGACUUCUCCAACGUUGACAAGUCGGCUAUCAAGGACGAAGAGAGGAGGAAGGGUAUCCAGCGAGACGCCGCAGCUCUCAUCCGCUCCUACGAGCUCCCAACAGAAAACACGGACAACGUCGAGAUGAUCAGGAGAGCGCUGGCAGCGGUUGUGACCAACAAGUGCUGGGUGUUCAACCUGCAUGACCCCGAGCCCAACGCCAUCGACUUCAAGGGCUCGCUCCUCCAGUGCCUGCUCAACGGGAUCGGGAGGGGGAGGAAAGACAACGCGUCAGCGCUGCAGGCAAAGCUCAAGUACUCGAUCCUGUGGCAACGAGAGGACAUUCUGCAGUACUCGAUGAAGAAGAGCGGGCUGAAGAACAGGGACUUUCGGCAGUUCGUGGAGGUGUUGAACAAUUCUUACAUGCUCGCUCUCGCGCGCAACAACGUGCGCGCGGCGAAAAUGCUGCUAGAGCACGGGGCGAGCAUCGACAUCUUCCGGAUCAAGAUGCUGGGGCAGAAGCAGAUGAUGGACGAGCUGAAGACGCUGGGGCAGGGCGGCGACUCGCUCACGCUCUCGCUCGGGCUGCACUCGUCGCAGAUGACGGUGGCGGCGAAGAAGAAGAAGAGCGAUGUUCACGCCAUGAGAAGGUGGUCCCAGCUCAUCAAGAUGAGCAAGGGCGAACAGACGUCGGACCAUGUGAUGGCGCUGUCGUCCGACCUCAAGGACGAGUACAUCAACGAGGGUUAUAACUGCCUGCGAGCCAUGACCACUUUCUUCAACAAGAUGUUUGUCAGGCAGGAGGACAGCUUGCCGGAGGUGGGGGAGACGGACAUGGUAGCGCUGACGGAGCCGUUCUCGCUGAAGAUCAGGAGGAAGCUCUACAAGGAGCUCAUGGAGAAAGAGCGAGAGCUGAAGAAGUUGGUGAAGCGGCAGGAGCUGGAGGGUCAGCUCACGCAUAAAAUCAAACAAGUGAAGGACUACAAGAAGACUAUCAUCCUCCAGUCCCUCUACACCAAAGUCCUCGGCAGCCUCUUCCGAUACAAGCUUGGAACCGACGGGCCUUACGCAGAUCUCUUCCUGUGGAAUGUGCUGAUGAACAGGAGGGAGAUGUCGGAGUUCUUCUGGCAGGAGACUGUCAAUCCUGUCCUCUACGCGAUCACGGCUGCCUACCUCUUGCGCAACAUGUCGGAGGAGAAGGGGGUGGACACGUUGAACGCCAAGUCGAUGCAGAGCAAUGCUGAUCACUUCGAGGAGCUCGCCAUCGGUGUUUACCGGUUCGCUCUGCAAGAAGAUCUCAACUUGGCUAUCCAGGCGCUAGACAGUCCUCUGCGGAUGUGGAGGGGCAUGGCGCUGCUGGACCUGGCGGUCAUGAGCAAGAGCGAGACGUUUGUAGAGAAGUGCUGCCAAUCUUCCAUCGAGAAUCGCUUCUACGGCGACAUGUCUCCCUAUGACAACAACUUCUGGCGGAUCUGCCUUGGCGUUUUCCCCUGCUGCGGCCUGCUCGCCAUGGCAAACUUCUUCGAGUUCAAGCUCCCUCCCACGAGCGAAGUCCUCCGAUCCGCCACUCAACGAAGGAAGGCGCCCGACGGGUUUCCUUACGAACCUCGCAAGAACGACGUGUUGCUGGCGGUACUGCAGAGGAAAGCGCAUGGGCUUGACAUGAAACUGCGCAGACUGGAGCAGAGGGUAGAUGCUGGAGACACAGUGCCAGAGCCCGAGCUCAAAGAGCUUUGGAUGAAAACUUUCUCUCCUUUUCAGAAAUUCGUUUGCUUCUGGGCGGCUCCUAUCGUCCUUUACCUGGCCAACGCCAUGCAGUCAAUUGCCGUCACCAUCGCCUUCACAUUGUCUUUCAUGCCCAACACCCUUGUCGACAACUCAGUCAUCAUCUUGUACAACUCCGACAAGAUACAUCAGAUCGAAUGGGUCCUCGUUGUAUACUUUAUCUCUUCCCUUUUCCGCGAGGUCAUGCAGAUGGCUAUCGCUGGUUACCGCGAUUACCUAAUGGACGUCUGGAACAUCUUUGACCUCGGCGCCAUGAUCUCUUUCGCCUUGGGCUUCGCCCUCCACUUUGAGUGCAUCUCCACCCACUGCAACAGCCUGGAGUUCAGCUCGGCCAUGAUUGCGAUCGUCAUCCCCGCGCCCUUCAACGUCUUCUCCAUCAUCAUCUCACUUGCUACAUUCUUGUACCAUCGCCUGACUUACCUCAAGAAGUAUCCCGGUUACAACACCUCCCUCCUCCUCGACCUCCACUUCUCCCACAGCAAGCAAACUUCCCUCGGCACCAAGACGCAGGACAAACAGAUCACCUCGCAGGAGCGCAAGUCCCUGCUUCGCAUCAGCGCCUUCAUGGAGCACGUCAGAAGCAUGUUCCUCGAAGAGCAGCGCGUCAACGACCAUGUCGGCCGAAAGCUCGACCAGCUCUCGAAGCUGCUUCGCUUCCAGCAUGAGGAGCUUGCAAGGCUCGCCGAGAUGUACAACAAUCGCCUCCUUUCUGCCGAUGAGUUCGUAGCCGCCAAGGCUCUGUACAAGGCUGGUGCAGCUCUGCAGUUGCCAUCUCUUCCUCCCGCUACUCCUCCCAACAGCAGCCGUAUCGCAAGGAUCGCUUGCAAGAGAACGAUGGUCAACUUUCUGAGGAGCGCACCAACCUUCAUGACAGGACCAACAACCCAAGAGAACGCUGAGUUCAUCAGGACCACAGACAACUCCUCUACUCUGAUUGCCUACUGCCUCAAGAACAUCAAGGGCUUCAGCUACCAGAACGUCAUCAGCGCCAUGCACAGGCUCGCGGUCUUGACGCGGGCAAGCAGGAAGCAUCUGAAGCCGCGGAGGACCCAGCUCAAGGUAGUCGGGCACACGGGACUCAAGGAUAGCGCAAGGGCAGCCAUAGAGUCCGAGACCUUCUGGCUCGAGAAAGCCCUUGAGGCUCUGCUGCGUCGGGGAAUCUUACAAGUGCGAAGGAUGAACGGGUUCGCUGUGGUGAGGUUCCUGUGGUCUCUUGCGACCCUCAGGCACCUGCCUGAGCAAAACGAUCUCCUCCUCCUCCUCGAUCACGCGCAGUCAACGAUCCCCGAGCUAAACCCUGUCUCGCUGGGUUUGCUGUAUUGGUCGUGUGCCGUGCUUGAGGUCCCUUUGGAGGGAGAGUUGAGGUACAAGCUGGAUGAUGGGACGAUGAAGAACCUGCCUCUCCUCACCCCCCAGUGCAUCUCUAUGAUUCUGUGGUCAUACUCCAAGCAGAGAAAGGCGCUUGACACUGAGCUGUAUCAAGAGCUUUGUAAACAGGCGAUUCGACUGAUGGAGCAGUUCAAGCAGGAGGAGUUCAACAUGCUCCUGCUAGCCUUGAAGCAGCUCAGGUAUCCCCUCAGCCGAGAGAUGAAGGGAGCCAUCACAGAGCAUAUCAAGUUGCUCCUCCCCUCCAUGCACCAGGGCACCUUCGUGUCCGUCCUUGACAACCUGGUCAGGAGCAAAGAGAGUUGGGGCGAGGAGCUGCCAGCGAUAUUGAGCGAGUACGUGUACAAGAACGAGUCUGUGAUCAACGUGGACAGCCUUGUGAACAUCCUGUGGAACUUUAGCCAGUGGCAAGUGAAGCCUGACGACCAACUUAUUGAGCUCUCUCCCGUCAUGAUACCGAGGUUUGACGGGUGGAAGGUCAGCGCCUACCUCCUUGCCCACUUCAAGCUGCAGCUCAAGAUCGACGAGCAAGACAUCGUGUUGAUCAUGGCGCAAGUGCGGAACAUCACCAAGGGCAUGGAGGCAAACGAGAUCGGCAGCGUCCUGACUGCCAUGUCCAAGCUUGAGCUGAGGCCUCCCGAAGACGUGCACGACAAAAUGAUGAAGCGGCUGGCGGAGGGCAUCAACUACCUGGACGUCAAGUACCUCCACGACAUCCUCCGCAGCCAUGCCAUGCUCGGCCUGACUGUCACCGAGAAGAUCCUGGAGUGCCUCACCCUCCGCGCGCAGAACCUUGCCUCCACCUUCAGCUCCUUCGAGCUCUCGUUCCUGCUCUGGUCCCUCCAGGUCCUGAUGUUGCAACCCCCUGCUUACGUCAUAGAGGGUUUCAUCAAUCGUUCAAAGGAGAUUGCGCCCAGGCUGGACGAAGAGCAAGUCGAGAUGAUCAGGGAAGUGCUUGAGACUUGGGGACGACCAGGAGAGAUUGAAGCGAUCUUGUCGGCUCGCACGAGCAUGCUGCCAGAGCGCGAGAACGAGCUGGAGAGCGAGGAGGAGGAGACGGCCUACGAUCAUCAGGAUUACGAUGCUUCCCGAUAGUGAGGAUGCAGAGAUACAAGCGUUAGUGCGAGCACAAGGAUUGUGCUAGACUUGUCGCCUCGUCUCGCCAUGCUGACCAUCAGCAGAGGAGGAGAAGUGUCCACAGACAGGAAGAGCACGGGACAGACGCCCCCGCCCAUUCCCUUCCUCUUACACCUGCUUGCUCUGAUUCUUGGGCAGCCCGGCUAUGAAUGUUGCCAUGGAGAUUUAGAGGAUAUGCCGGAGUGAAUAUCACGAAGUCUCAUUCCAUUGCGGAGGAACGUCUCAACGGUUGCUUGUUCUUGUCGUUUUCUUGUAAAUUUUGUUGCUGCUG
Guillardia theta CCMP2712 is the source of this 6088-nucleotide messenger RNA. RefSeq lists its product as hypothetical. The transcript is spliced from 25 exons. Gene Ontology annotation, biological process: monoatomic cation transmembrane transport. Gene Ontology annotation, molecular function: monoatomic cation channel activity. Bases 1 to 5775 code for a protein of 1924 amino acids. Lineage: Eukaryota; Cryptophyceae; Pyrenomonadales; Geminigeraceae. The record is from RefSeq and is a predicted model, not a curated record.